This is a messenger RNA of Camarhynchus parvulus, 3519 nucleotides long. RefSeq names its product chloride intracellular channel 6 (gene CLIC6). The transcript is spliced from 6 exons. Gene Ontology annotation, cellular component: plasma membrane. The record is from RefSeq and is a predicted model, not a curated record. Gene Ontology annotation, molecular function: D3 dopamine receptor binding; D4 dopamine receptor binding; D2 dopamine receptor binding. Lineage: Eukaryota; Metazoa; Chordata; Aves; Passeriformes; Thraupidae. Bases 28 to 3384 code for a protein of 1118 amino acids.
GAGCCUGAAGGGGCAGCCCCGGCGGGGAUGGAGCCCGAGGCCCGGGCUGAGAGCCCGGCGGGGACGGCGCAGAAAGAGGCAGCCCCGGCAGCGACAGAGCCCGAGGACGGAGCCGCGGCCCCGGCAGGGACGGAGCCCGAGGGCGCAGGGGUUGCUCCGACGGGGACGGAGCCCGAGAAAGCAGCAGCGGCGGGGACGGAGCCGGAGGGAGAGGCGAUGGCACCGGCGGGGACGGAGCCCCAGGUGAGAGAGGCGGUGAGGGAGGAAGGCCCGGCGGAGAGAGAGCCCCAGGAGGCGGCCACGACUGUCCCGGCAGAAGCAGAGCCUGAGGAGGCUGCGGCGACAGCCCCGGCGGGGACAGAGCCCAGGGAAGCAGAGGGGACAAGCCCGGCGGGGACAGAGCCCAGAGAAGCAGAGGGGACAGCCCCGUUAGGGACAGAGCCCAGGGAAGCAGAGGGGACAAGCCCGGCGGGGACAGAGCCCGGGGAAGCAGAGGGGACAAGCCCGGCGGGGACAGAGCCCAGGGAAGCAGAGGGGACAAGCCCGGCGGGGACAGAGCCCAGAGAAGCAGAGGGGACAGCCCCGUUAGGGACAGAGCCCAGGGAAGCAGAGGGGACAAGCCCGGCGGGGACAGAGCCCGGGGAAGGAGAGGGGACAGCGCCAUCGAGGACAGAGCCCGGAGAGGCGCAAGGACAGGCGGCCCCAGAGGGAACAGAGCCCGAGGACGCUGCCGCGACAGCCCCGUCCGGGACAGAUCCCGAGGAAGCUCCGAGGGAGGCAGCCCCGUCCGGGACAGUCCCUGAAGAUGCGGUGCAAGAGGCAGCCCCGACGGGGACAGAGCCCGAGGAGGCGGCGGGGACAGCUCCAGAGGGGACAGUCCCCGAGGAGGCGGUGCAGGAGGCAGCCCCGGCUGAUGUGACAAUUCCCAAGGAUGAAGUGCAGGAGGCAGCCCCGGCUGGGACAGUCCCCGAGGAGGUGCUGGGGACAGACCUCGAGGAUGCUGUGAAGAAGCCAGCCCCGGCUGGAGUGCCAGCUCUGGAGGAUGCGGUGCAGGAGGCAGCCCCGGCUGCUGUGACAGUCCCCGAGGAGGCGCUGGGGACGGUCCCUAAGGACGAGCUGCAGGAAACAGCUCCGACUGGAACAGUUCCCGAGGAGGGGGCGGCCCCGCUGGGGACAGUCCCUAAGGGUGAGGGGCAGGAGGCAGCUCAGGCAGGGACAAUCGCUGAGGAGGUGCUGGGGACAGUCCCCGAGGAUGCGGUGCAGGAGAGAGCUCCAGCAGGGACAGUCCCUAAGGAUGAGGUGCAGGAGGAAGCCCCGGCAGGGACAGUCCCCGAGGAGGCGUUGGGGACAAUCCCCAAGGAUGCGGUGCAGGAGGCAGCUCCAGCAGGGACAGUCCCUAAGGAUGAAGCGCCGACGGCAGCCCCGGAUGGUGUGACAGUCCCCAAGGAUGAGGUCCCGGAUGAUGUGACAGUCCCCGAGGAUGAAGUGCGGGAGGCAGCCCCAGAUGAUGUGACAGUCCCCAGGGAUGCGGUGCAGGAGGCAGCUCCAGCAGGGACAAUCCCCAAGGAUGAAGUGCAGGAGGCAGCCCCGGGUGAUGUGACAGUCCCCGAGGAUUCGGUCCCGGGUGAUGUGACAGUCCCCGAGGAUGCUGUCCCGUGUGAUGUGACAGUCCCCGAGGAUGCGGCCCCGGGUGAUGUGACAGUCCCUGUGGAUGCUGUCCCGGGUGAUGUGACAGUCCCUGUGGAUGCUGUCCCGGGUGGUGUGACAGUCCCCGAGGAUGCUGUCCCGGGUGGUGUGACAGUCCCCGAGGAUGCGGUCCCGGGUGAUGUGACAGUCCCUGUGGAUGCUGUCCCGGGUGAUGUGACAGUCCCCGAGGAUGCGGUCCCGGGUGAUGUGACAGUCCCCGAGGAUGCUGUCCCGGGUGGUGUGACAGUCCCCGAGGAUGCUGUCCCGGGUGAUGUGACAGUCCCCGAGGAUGCUGUCCCGGGUGGUGUGACAGUCCCUGUGGAUGCUGUCCCGGGUGAUGUGACAGUCCCCGAGGGUGCGGUCCCGGGUGAUGUGACAGUCCCCGAGGGUGCCGUCCCGGGUGAUGUGACAGUCCCCGAGGAUGCGGUCCCGGGUGAUGUGACAGUCCCCGAGGGUGCUGUCCCGGGUGGUGUGACAGUCCCCGAGGGUGCGGUCCCGGGUGGUGUGACAGUCCCUGUGGAUGCUGUCCCGGGUGGUGUGACAGUCCCCGAGGGUGCCGUCCCGGGUGAUGUGACAGUCCGGGAUCUGGUAAAUGUAAUUAUAUGUGAGAUUUUUAAUGUGGAUGUGUCGGGUGAUGUGACAGUCCCCGAGGGUGCCGUCCCGGUUGAUGUGACAGUCCCCGAGGGUGCGGUCCCGAGUGCUGUCCCAGCAGGGCCGGUCCCUGCGGAGGGCAGCGCGGAGGCUCCCCAGGGCCGCGGGGCAGCGCAGGCGGCCCUGCCCGGCGGUGCCCGGGCCCCGGGCGGCCCCGGGGGCGAGGCGGAGGCGGAGCGGGGACCGGCAGCCCCGGCGGGGAGCGGAGCCCCGGGCCCCGAGAGCGGCUGGGAUCGGAGCCUGAACGGGGAGCGGGAGCAGCUCCGGGAGGACGGGACGGGCUCGCCGGGCGCCCCGGAGGAGGAGGAGGAGGAGGAGGCGGAGGAGAAGCAGGACCACGACAUCUCCCUCUUCGUCAAGGCUGGCAGCGAUGGGGAAAGCAUUGGGAACUGCCCGUUCUCUCAGCGCCUCUUUAUGAUCCUGUGGCUCAAAGGUGUCAUUUUUAAUGUCACAACCGUGGAUCUGAAAAGAAAACCUGCAGACCUGCAGAACCUGGCCCCAGGCACCAACCCCCCGUUCAUGACCUUCGAUGGGGAGGUGAAGACCGAUGUGAACAAGAUUGAGGAGUUCCUGGAGGAGAAGCUGGCGCCGCCCCGGUAUCCCAAACUUGCACCGAAGCACCCCGAGUCGAACUCUGCAGGAAAUGAUGUCUUUGCAAAAUUCUCUGCAUUUAUAAAGAACCCAAGAAAAGAUGCAAAUGAAAAUUUGGAAAAAUCUUUGCUUAAAGCCCUGAAGAAGCUGGACAACUAUUUAAAUAGCCCCCUGCCUGAUGAAAUCGAUGCUUACAGCAGGGAGGAGAUCGCUGCUUCCAGCCGGAAAUUCCUGGAUGGAGAUGAGCUCACUUUAGCAGAUUGCAACCUCCUGCCAAAGCUCCACAUCAUCAAGGUCGUUGCAAAAAAAUACCGAAAUUUUCACUUCCCACCUGAAAUGACAGGGAUUUCCAGAUACUUGAAAAAUGCAUAUGCAAGAGAUGAAUUCACAAACACGUGCCCUGCUGACCAGGAGAUUGAAUAUGCUUAUUUGGAUGUGGCAAAGAGAAUGAAGUAACCUGAAGAUGCCUCUGUUUACUGCUUCUGUGAUGGACAACAGCCAAGCUGGAAAAGCAAAAACCAGCAGAGAUUCUGCAGUGUGAUUUGAAGUUCUGCUAUUGGCCAAUCCUUUUAUAAUGAUUGUAUUGCAUUA